Molecule: messenger RNA, 2922 nt
Organism: Closterium sp. Naga37s-1
Lineage: Eukaryota; Viridiplantae; Streptophyta; Zygnematophyceae; Desmidiales; Closteriaceae
Source: the annotation of a GenBank genome assembly
AUGCCGGCCGGAGCAGCCAGUUCCGUGGCGCGGCUGCGGCCCUUCUGCGUGCCGGUGUUGCUGCAGGUGGCUCUCAGCUCGCUCAUCCCCCUCGCCUUCCCCGAUGUCUGGCGCACUCUCCGCUUCUGGGACCGCCUCAUGCCCAUCUACAUGGGGUACAUGAAAACGAAGCUGGCGGUGCGCAAGAAGCCCAUUGAGGUUCGCCACGAGAAGUGGGCUGUGCGCCACGAGUGGGGCGGCAAGCUAGUGCACGAUCUGGCUAGUGCACGACCUGGUGCUGCGUCUCAGCGGCCUCUACCACUCACAGCUAUGCCAACCCCGCCCCCUUCCCGCAUCCCCCAUGCUGUCCCCCCUGGUGGUGCCUUCCUCCUCCCCCCCCCCUCUGCCCCUCAGGACUUCAUGCCAGCAGCGUGGGUGCGGCGCCUCUCAGCCCUAUUCGACAACGUGCCCCCCCGCCCCUACUCGCAAGUCAUCCGCUCCAUCCAAUGCGAGCUCGCCAUCUCCGACAUUCCACCCAGUCAAAGCAAGUCAACGCAGGUCAAGCGCCGCGCACUGCUGGUAGCAGACGUGUUUGAGAGCAUAGACGAGGAGUCCCUCGCCUCUGCCUCCAUAGCCCAGGCGCAUGCAGCUGUGCUCCUGCACUCGCUCCCUGAAAACCUCCCCACUGACCCCACCAAGGUGCUGCCCAUUCUGCCGCACCUCACGAGUAAAGAGAAGGACGCCCUUGGGAUUGCCGCGGAGUGCACUGAGGUGUGCUUUGUGGCGAAGACGGAUCGGCUGUGGGUGACGCCGCUGACAGAAGAGGGCGAACAAGAGGAGGAGGGCGAGGAGGAACAGUUUUUCGAUGGUGAGGGAGGGGAGAGCAGCGAGAGUGGGGACGAGAGGGACGAUUUCUUUGACGCGCAUUCCGAGGCCCAUGAACUCGGCGCUGACGUGGCGAACAGCAGCCACGUGGCAGCGUGUGAGGGACGGGAGGGAGGGGCCACGGGAGCAGCAGAGGGGGGGACCGGCGAAGAGGGAGGUAAUGAGGAGGAGAAUGAGAGGGAGCGGGAGAGGGAGAGGCAGCGGGGCAGGGCGGUGGUGGUGAAGGUGCAGCAUCUGGGCAUGGAUAUCAUCAUGCGCUCCGACCUCAGAAACAUUGGCCGCGUUGCUGAAUUCCUCUCGCCCCAGCUGCCCUUCGACCUCCGCAAUAUAGUGAAGGAGAUACAGCAGACCAUUCCCAACGAGUUCAACUUCCAGAGGGAGGCCGCCUUCAUGACCACGGUGCGCCACAACCUCGCCUGCCGGGGCUUCCACCAGGUCGUCUGCCCCACGCCCGUCUUGAGUCUCUGCACGCGCCGCAUGAUCGUCAUGGAGAGGCUCUAUGGCACACCAUUCACCAAGAUAAUCGACUCUCUACACCCGUACAAAGAUUCCUCCCUCCUCCCUCCUCCUCUUGCCGCCACGCGCCUAGAAGCGAUCUCAGCCGUCCGUUCCCUCCUCGAAUCCUACGGUGCCAUGUUCUUCCUGGACGGCGUUUUCCAUGCCGACCCGCACCCGGGAAACCUUUUGCUGCUGCCCGGCGCCAAGCUCGGGCUGCUGGAUUUUGGGCAGUCGAAGGUUUUGGAGUGGCAGACGAAACGUUCGUUUGCCCGGAUGGUUGUAGCCCUGUGUAAGGGUAACCAGCUGGAAAUCGCCCUAGCUCUGUUGGGAACAGGAAUAUCGUUUGGGGGGGAGGCUGAUUGGACUACUUUCUUCUCUAAACCAGGGGAGGAGUCAACAGGGGGGAGCGCAGCAGUAGGGGCAGAGGAGGCUGGGAAGGGCGGAAAGGGGGGCGGCGAGGCAGUGAAAGUAGAGCCAAUGAUGAAUGGACACGUGUCAGAGAGUGCUCAAUGUAACGGCCUGGCAGCAGUCAAUAGUGUGGCUGCUGCUGCUGCUCCUGCUGCUCCUGCUCCUGCAGGGCUGGGCCUUGGUUCUGGUCUGGGACCCAAGCGGCCAGCAGCUUCAGGCUCAAAAGCAGCAUCAGCAGACACGGUCACAGCAGCAGCAGCAUCAACAGGCACAGGGACAGGGACAGCAACAGCAGCGCCAGGAGGAGAGGAAGUGGUGGGGCUGCCUGGUCUGGGCCCCAGGCCGAGGAAAAAGAAGACGGUUGCAUUCAGCGACCCCCUCACUCUCGGCCCUUCUGCCUCCUUAGGUUCUGCUGCCGCCGCCGCUGGUGCUGCUGCUGCUGGCAUGCCAGCUGCCCCAACGAAAAGCAACCUCAUUGCCCCCGCACCUGCAGUGCCUGCUGCUGGUUCUGCCACUCCCACUGCUGCAUCAGCUGCACCCGUUUCUACUACGGCUCCUGCUGCAGCGUCCUCUGCUGCUGCCACUCCUGCUGCCGCCACUCCUGUAGCUGCGGGGGGAUCACCAGUGCUGCAUGGGGUGGAAGGGGGAACCGUGUCUGCUGCAGUGCUGGCUGCUGUGGUGGCCUUCACAGAAAACGCCCCUCCUGAUGACGCCCCUGCUGCUCCCACCACCACUGCUGCUGCUCCUGCUGCUGUUGCUGGUGUGAGUGAGAAGGGAGGGGAGGAGAGCAGUAGCAGCAAGGCAGGUGCGGGGAGGGGAGAAUCUGAUGGGGAGUCAGUGCUGGCGACGCUGCUCAAGGAGGUGGGGCCGGCCGGGCUGCUGGCAGCAGCAACGCCGCAGCGGCUGCAAACGGUGCAGACGCUGUCGUACCUCAUGUUUGACACGCGCCCCAUGGCUGAGGCCCAGACGUCGCCCCUUGCUCAGGAGUCUGUGCUUCAGAAGGCGCCGCUCAAGGCGUUCAACCAAUCGUACUGGCUGAUUGUCAGAGCCAUGCUGCUGCUUCGAGGGCUGUGCCACUCUCUGGAUGCUGACAUCUCAGCCGUCCAAUUGUGGAGGCCCUAUGCCGAGGCUCUGCUUGCACUAGACCCAUAG